Molecule: messenger RNA, 2009 nt
Organism: Schistosoma spindalis
Lineage: Eukaryota; Metazoa; Platyhelminthes; Trematoda; Strigeidida; Schistosomatidae
Source: the annotation of a GenBank genome assembly
CAAUAUUCAGUUCAUCCUAGACAUUAAAUACUCACUAUUUAUAAAUGAUCAAUGUAUAGUAUAAAUUUACAUAAUACGAUUACAGUAAUAUGCAAAUUUGAAAGGAAAAAAACAGAAACAGUCAUCUGAACAUUCAAAAUGUUUUUCGAUGUAGCAAACCGUUUGAUUUUUAUUCUGCUUGGAACUAUAUGGAUGAUAUAUCAGUUAUACCAUAAACAAACACCACAGACAACUCAUUCAACAACAGAUCAUACCAGAACUGAUGGAAUUGUUAGUCAGACAGAGAAUGUCACUCACCCAAUGACCACUGUAAUAGAUGUCCGCAGAACAGAAAACGAAACAAGAAAAACCACAUUGAAGAUACUUCAGUCAUCUGAUAAACAACUACCACAGACAACUCAUUCAACAACAGAUCAUACCAGAACUGAUGGAAUUGUUAGUCAGACAGAGAAUGUCACUCACCCAAUGACCACUGUAAUAGAUGUCCACAGAAUAGGAAAUGAAACAAGAAAAACCACAUUGAAGAUACUUCAGUCAUAUAAUAAAACACUACCAAUAUUUAUUCGUUCACCAUUAAAUAAGGUUGAUUCACAAGGAUACAUUUUUCAACCAAAAAUAGUAACCAGUAACAACUUUUCUGUUGAUAAUGAUGUCCACAAUAUUACAACUAAAACUAAAGAACAAAAAUAUGAUAUGAUUUUAGAAAUUUUAUUAGCACGAACAAAUGCUCAACGCCAACAAAUUGUAAUCCGUUACAACAAUAUUUCUAAAACUUCAUUAAUGAAUGAAAUGGAUCAUGUUAAACCGAAUAAUUUGAAACUAUUACUUCAAGAUCUAUUAACAGAUAUAUCAAUCUUAUUUGCUGAAGAACUAUAUAAAGCAAUAUAUACAUCAAAUAUACAAUUAACAACUAGUAUAUUAAUGGAUUUCUGGGAAAAUGAAUUUAGUCAAGUGGAAAAUGUUUAUAAAUUAUAUUCAAAUGAAUCCAUUUGGAAGAGUAUAGAAAAACAAUUUGGAAAAUCUACACAAGUAUUUAUAAAAUGUGUAGUUGAAACAAGAAAAAUUAAAAUUAAACAACAACUAAUGGAUGAUGAUGUUUUUAAACCAAUAGUUAAUAUGAGUGAAGUUAGUAAAACGUUUCAUAUUUUGUUGAAACAAAUGAAUUCAAUGGGAGAUAAUCAACAACAGUCAAGUAAUCUUCUCUGUAAACUGAACCCAUUUCAAAUAGACGAAUUAGAUAUGAUGUAUCAACGAGAUUUCAGAAGUAUAUCCUCUGAAGUUAUUCAACGUGGAUCAUCUGGUGAAAUGCGUGAUUUAUUAAUGUCAUUGUAUACUUAUUCUGUAAAGAAACCAAUGUACUUUGCUACAUUAAUCCAUGAUGCACUUUAUAAAGAACUUAUCGAUAUGUUAACUGCUCAACGUUUACUUAUUUUCCGUUCAGAAAUUGAUUUACAAACAGUAUGUGAUUUAUAUGAAGCAGAAUAUGGAAUCUAUUUGUCAGAUGAUGUAAAACAGAAGUACUUCAAUAAACAAGAUAAUGCUUGGACAAAUCUUUUAAAAAUGCAAAAAUCAGUUGUUGUCUAUUAAUCUUCAAAGUAGUCGUUCCUCCAAUGGAAUUUUCGUUAGACAUUGUGCUGUUCUUCCUAAAUCUACAUAAUGGUUUCUGAAAAACAGAAUGGUUUGAAUAACUUAUAACAGUUAUUUGCUUUAACUAACUUAUUCAUUCUAGGAUCUUGUGUUGUUAUGCAAAACAACCCGUAUUACGAUUAGAACAAACGAUCAACCACACAAUGCUAAUAUUUCAUUUGUUGUACGACAUAGAAUGAUGCAUGAUAUAACAGUUAACAAAACUAGUUUGUUUUGCACAAUGAAUGUGACUAAAAAAUUUUUUUUGGAGAUAUAUCUUUGUGUGUUGAACAGUUUUUUAUUUUGUCGUACAUGGUCUACUAUUGAAUAAACCCUUUAAGUAAACUGUAAGCAAUAUAUAACCCAUAAGCGCAAGACAGGUA